UUACCGAGUAGUUUAAUUGCUUAUCUGGAUUGUGCACGACUUGGAUAUAACUGCGAAACUCGACAUGUGCCCAGUGUACUGUAUGGAUACUACUGUACACUGCACAGUUAUAUUGGUUCACUUUCACUGUUUGGUUCAACAAGUUGUUUACAUUUUUUUACACUAUGGAGGAGCACUUUAACGCAUCAGGCUCGUCAAAGCCUUUCAACGUACAUCUUAUGGUCUAUUGCGUGCAUGCUUAUGCGUACGUACAGAUCAACUGGAAAAAGUCCGCCAGGGUCGCCGCAAAUUUUUUUCCACUGGAGCUAAAGGUGCAUUUCUAUUAACGAUUACUCCGCUAAUUGCAGAAUUUAUGAAUUUCUUGUACACGAAUUUCGGGGAUGCUACAAGCAACGAGGGCUCGAGUAGAAAAAGUUGGCCUGAACUUCUCAAAGAUUUUUUCCACCUUGUCAACGAAUGGAAAAUCAUCGCCGUACAACCUUGAAGCCGGACUCGCAUGGCCGGAAAUAUUUCAGUUUCCGGUAAUAGUGAUCCAAUAACGCGAGAGCAUCACUGAUGGACUUUGCACCAUUAACUGUGAUCUUGCCGUUGCGGUACACUUGGCAGUGCGAUUUGUAAGGACGAACGGAACGGAGAAGAAGCCCGGAAAAUUUAUGCGGUGCAUAAUGAGAAAGCGGAGCGCGUUCGGAUAAGCUGGGAUGUAUGUGGCACGGCUGCAGCGACUGUACCACGAAAAGCACAACGCACCCGUUUCUUGGUAAACCAAUGGAAGAAGUUCAGAAAGCGACUGUUUUGCGCCUUGAUGCAAUAAAAACUCUGGGAUACACGAUUCUAUCGAUUUGGGAGCACGAUUACGAUAUGAAAUUAGCGUCUGACAGUGAGUUUCGAAAGCUAACUGAGCUCGCCAACGUGAUCGAGCCGUUGCAUCCUCGGGACGCAUUUACCGGUGGCCAAACAAAUGCAAUAAAGCUUUACCACAAAUGCGGACCGGGGGAGAAAAUUUAUUCACUUGACGUUAUUAGCGAAUAUCCAUACAUCAACAAAAAUUUGCCAUACCCCGUUGGACCACCGGUUGUUAUUACUAACGACUUUCCACCAGUGGAAAAAAUAUUUGGAGUGAUAAAAUGUCGCAUUAUUCCACCACCGUCUUUAUUUCUGCCAGUGCUGCCCUACCGAACGGAUAAGCUAACCUUCCCGUUAUGCGCAAGAUGCGUGAAAGAGCGUGUUAAUUCUCCCUGUGAUCACGAGGAUGGCGAUAGGGCUCUGGAAGGAACGUGGUGCACACCGGAAAUUCAUCGAGCAUUAGAGGUCGGCUACCGCAUCGAUAAAAUAUAUUCCGUGUGGCACCACCCCGAACAAAUGCAAUAUCUAUUCAGGGAGUACAUUGACUUGUUUUUGAAGCUGAAAACUGAAGCGUCUGGUUAUCCUUCAACCUGUCAAACAAACGAGGAGAAAGAUUUUUAUGUUGAAGAAUUCCUUGUUAAAGAAAACAUUCAGCUGGAUAAAGAUAAUAUUGCUAAAAAUGAUCCGCUUAGAGCGCUCUGCAAGCUUACGUUGAAUAGUUUUUGGGGAAAGUUUGGGCAACAGGAGGACCGCUCUAACACGGCUAUGGUUGAGAAGAAAGGGGUCUUUCAUGACUUUUUAUUUUCAAAUAAAUAUGAAGUUGCCGGAUUCGACUUGGUUACGGAUGAAGUCAUGGCAGUACAAUACCGUUCGAAGAAGGAUUAUAUAGUAACGAAUAAGAAAACCAAUGUUGUCAUUGCGGCUUUCACUACUUCGUAUGCACGAUUGCACCUCCUCAAAUUUAUGGAGAUGGUAGGAGACCGCCUGCUAUAUCAUGAUACCGAUAGCAUUUUCUAUGUUCACAAAGAGGAACUGCCUGAUACACCAACGGGAACUUGUCUUGGCGACUUGUCAUCAUCGCUGGAACCUAACGAGCACAUAGAGGAAUUUGUGGCGCUUGGGCCUAAAAGCUACGCUUAUCGUACCAACACUGGUCACGAAACAAUAAAAGUGAAGGGAUUUACGUUAACGCGGCAGGCUAGAAAACAACUGAAUUUGGAAAGUUUAAAGGAAUUGCUACUGGAAAGCCUUGCACCGCCGGAUGAACCAAGCGAUAUUAUGGUUAACUAUCCGUUCAACAUAACGCGGAUUAAGCGCAAGUUGGAGGUUCUGUCUACGGAAAUGAAUAAGCGCUUUAGACUUACCUACUCAAAACGUCGAAUUGUCGACACCGAGUUUCAUACUCGUCCCUGGGGUGAUGUUUCCAGAGAAUAGACCUUCAAUUUCCAGUACCGUACAGUUGUUAAUGACAGUUUUAAUAUUAUGGCUAAUUCCAAAAAAUGCUUCCAGUAAUAUUAUUAAGAUCAGCAUGAUGACAAUGCAGGAGCCUACUGCUGCCUCGCAGAAGUUCUUUUUGCACACAAUGCGAGCCAUCUUAGCAUAACUAUGUGCUGGUAGUGGGUUUGUUUUCUUUGCACAUUGUAUCUUUAAUAGUUACUUCAAUAGAAAAUUUGCAUUAAA
Molecule: messenger RNA, 2523 nt
Organism: Paramacrobiotus metropolitanus
Lineage: Eukaryota; Metazoa; Tardigrada; Eutardigrada; Parachela; Macrobiotidae
Exons: 9
Coding region: 703-2277 (524 amino acids)
Biological process (GO): DNA replication
Molecular function (GO): nucleotide binding; DNA-directed DNA polymerase activity; DNA binding
Source: RefSeq, a predicted model, not a curated record